Molecule: messenger RNA, 625 nt
Organism: Botrytis byssoidea
Lineage: Eukaryota; Fungi; Ascomycota; Leotiomycetes; Helotiales; Sclerotiniaceae
Exons: 4
Coding region: 101-286 (61 amino acids)
Biological process (GO): proton motive force-driven ATP synthesis
Molecular function (GO): proton transmembrane transporter activity
Source: RefSeq, a predicted model, not a curated record
CCCAUAGUUGACCUCACUACUAUUAUCGGAAUCACCACCGUCUAACCUCCAAUCAACCCGCCGGUACAUUUUCAGUCGUAUCCCACAGCACAAAUUCACAAUGUCUUGGUUAGGAAAGAAGUUCCCUGUGCCUGUCGCAAAGCCAAUGGCUCCUUUCUUCGUUGCCGGUGCCGUCAUUAUGUACGGAAUCAACUCUGCUGCUACCGCAAUGGCCAACAGCGAGGAGUUCAAGAACGAUCCUAGAAACCCAAACGCAAAGACCCCAAAGCCAGCCGACAAACACUAAAUGGGAGAAACGUGUGAUAGGGGGCAUGAUGACUGAGAACUUGCAUAGAUCGAACCUAUGAUAGAUCGGUUGAACGGGGCGUUCGUUCCCGUGAAGGACGAUGUGUAAAUUAGGAGACAAUGAAAUCAUCUGGUGUCCUAUAAAGGAAGAUUUUGCACUGUGACCUAUCAUGCAGGUUUGAGUUUACCGACAAUAUCUUGGGUUGGACCUCCAAACCAAUCGUUUCGAGCAAAUUUUCAUGGCAUGAGUGAGUAUGGGAGAUGUUGAGUGAAUAGCCUCGAGCGGGGAUAUUACAUGCCUAAUUAGUUGUAUUGUAUUUUUCCCUUCCCAUUAUUGUCC